Molecule: messenger RNA, 945 nt
Organism: Schistosoma rodhaini
Lineage: Eukaryota; Metazoa; Platyhelminthes; Trematoda; Strigeidida; Schistosomatidae
Source: the annotation of a GenBank genome assembly
AUGAGUCAAUUGAAGCUAGACCACCAUCAAUCUAUUCUACAGAAUUAUUCCCAUCAAUCACCUCAACAAAUCAACUAUCCAAUAGAUAAAUAUACAUCAUUAAUUCAUACUUCACGAUGUUAUACACCUCUCACUUCAACAACUAUCGGUUUAACAAAUCUAAUUCAAAAUGAUGAUAGUAUACCAAAAAAGUCCAGCAGUUCACCUUUCAAUAAUAAUAAUAAUAAUAAUAAUAAUAAUAAUGGUAACAUUAAUAGUAUAAAUAAUAUAAUUAAUGAUAAUAAACCACAAUCUGCAUUCUCGUCGGUAACAAGUACUUUUAAUAAUAAUACUAAUAAUAAUAUAAGUAAGGAUUUCAUUAAUAAUAAUGAUUAUGUAAUGAAAUCUUCUUUUCUAUCAAAUAAAGAACAAUUUUCAUUGAAUAUUACAACAGAUAAUAUAAAUAAAAAUAAAUUUCAAUCUACAAUGUCAAUACCAUUUACAACAAAUCAAUCAACUAAUUAUUAUUUAUCCUUAGCAACAAUAAUGAAUGAUGUUUUAACAAAAAAAUUAAUGGAUACUUAUUUAAAUUCAUUUAAAUAUCCAAGUCAUUUAAAAGAUGAUCAAAGUCAUUUAAAAGAUGAAUAUAAUUCAUUGAAUAUAAUGAAUUCUAUAAAUGAAUUUAAUGAAAUUAAAGAUUUAUCUAUUAAAUCUGAAUAUAUUAAAGAAUAUAGUAAUAUAAUGAAAUUUUAUACUAAAAAAAGUAAUGAAUUCAAUCGUUUAAAUGAUUAUGAACAGAAUACUAUGGAAACUAUAGAUGAUAUGAUGAAAAAUAAUGAUAAUUAUAUGAAAAUGAAUAAUUGUGAUCAGUUUGAACAACAAAAUGAAAUUGUACAUUGUAAUUUAUUACAAUUAAAAGGUUUGUUAUCAUUUAUAACUUUCAUUGUUUUACUGAUUAUAAUUUAG